AUGGCCGCUAUAAGACAAUGUGUCGCUUGUAACAGACAGGUAAGAUUCUCUUCAAGGAUUCAGAGAAAUGAAUUAUAAUGAUGUUAGUCUCGUAUUAGAAGAGAUCACCGAGUGAGUCUCGACCAUGUCGCAACGAAAGAGCGAUCAUUUUAGUCUGGUUCAUAAUUUGAAAGGUCAAGAGUACAACAGACGUGGAUAGAGCUGGUUUUCCGCUCACAAUACUCUAAUGUUCUGUUUUAUUCUGGUUAGGUUGCCUCGAGAAGUGAACAGAGAAUGAUUAGAAACUAACAUCAUAAACAAACUUUGCGAGUAUGUUCUCCAGCGAGAAUACACAUUUAGGUCGUAGCAGACGUCUGCAUGACAAGCUUGCACUGAAUUAUCAUUCAUGCUAACUAGGGUUCAGCUGUACUGAGUGAGGGAGUUCAUUCCCUUCGCGACAGUAGAAAAUUCUUCACCAUAUGGCUAAAAGCUGUUUAAAUUAAAACGCUUGUAGUUCAGGGAAAUUUAAAAAAUAGUGUAAGGAUAAUUUUGGAGGAAGACAAAAUUUCAGUUUAACAGAGCGUGAACUGCAAUAUACACGCUUGGCAUGUGCGAAUUCAGUGGCAUUUUAUAGCGAACGUCACUUCCUUAUAAAACACCCCUUAUUUUAAAACUAAGAAGGAAUUUUAAAUUGUCUGCUCAUUGCCGUCUGAAUUACAGAGAGAAGAUGAAAUAACCAAACCAUUGGCUAAGGAACUACUUCAGAAUAAAUUGGUUGAAGUAUGAAUAUUUUUGCCGAAUGCGAUAACGCAGGACUCAUUUUCACUUUAAACAUGUAAUCUAAAAUCUCUUUUUUAUUGGAGAUGGUUUCAAUGUACGUUAGAGUGGUCCAACAGUCUGCAGAUAAAAGCAAGCGAUUUUCUUCUCAAAAUUUGAGAAGCUUUCAGGCUUUCAGCAAACGAACUAGUCGUCCAUUCUUGUCUCUCAGCUUCCUUUCCUUCCGAGUUAUGUGAAUAUUCCGUGAAAGGAGAAACUACACUGAAACACAAGAUAUCUUUUUUAUGACUUUCAAUAAAAAGAAGAAAAAAACCUUAAAUCGUUUUUGCGAGUCGUAAACGUACAUCUUUCGUUUUUCAGCUAGCUCCUGACCAUUUUUAGUCGGCGUUAUUCAUCACAUGCAAUUUAUUUCUUCUAAGCACUUCUCAUAACUGGAAGUAGUUUCAGUUACACCUUUACAACGGAAAGAUAGUCCAGAUAAGCAAAACCAACGGUUCCGUUCAAAGUUGAUGCAUAUGUGAAGGCAGAACGUCGUGCCAGUUGGUUUGAAACUGCUUCAAGUAGUCACGAUCCCGGAAGUUGAUUAAGUCGUAGUUCCUGUGACAGAAGAAAACCUAGCCAGUAUGCGACAGCCGUGAAGAAGCAAAUUCUAUUAUCAUCGUUAUUAUUAUUUUUAGAGAAAUUUACAUCUCUCUAUCUUUAUUUUUGGUCAUUGCCAUUUCCUGUGCAAUAAGCAGAUCGCCGGCUUUUUGUUGCAGUUUUGCGUUUAUUACAAAAAUACCGUAAAAUUCCGAAAAUAAGCUUCGGGGCUUAUAUUUUUCAAAGGCCCUUUUUGAGGGGCUUAUUUUUGGAGGGGCUUAUCUACGGAGGGAAAUUUGCGUUUCAAAAUCGAUUGGGCUAGCCUUAUAGUUGGAAGUAAAUUUACCGUUUUUGCUUUGUUUUACUUUGUAUUUGAGGGCAAUUUUCCAAGUACAAGUCCCCGGGGGCUUAUAUUUGGAGGGGCGAUUUAACGGAGGGUUUUUUGCGUUACCGGUUUGGGGGGGCUUAUAUUUGGAGGGGCUUAUACAUGGAGGGGCUUAUUUUCGGAAUUUUACGGUAUUUUCCAUGUCAUGUACAUCCAGAAUGUCUAUUUCACUCUUUCCAGUUUGCGCAGAUCGUAAAAAAAAAAAAAAAAAAAAAAAUCAGCAGAGCUCGGAAAAAGUACACAAAAAUGACAAUUUCUAACCAUCAAGUCGUUCUCGUUUAUUCGCCAACUUCAUUAAAUAGAUAGACGAGUUAUCAUUCCCUAGUCAAAAAGUUUUACUAACGUAGCGGUUGUUGAAUAGAUGCUCGAAUUACGUGGUCAUCCGAUUUUUUUUCUAACAGUAUGAUAUUCUAUUAAUAAGAAAUAAAGCGUGACGUUCGCCAUACAUGUAGCAAGCUCCCUUGCUCAUCUGUAUCGUUCAUGCUAAAAUUCGCUUUUUGUUUGGGACCUUUCACCCUCCUUUUAGAAAAUCGUGAAUCAACAAUUGCGAUAGUGUCUGGCUAUCGCGAUUGUUGUAUCGCAGUUUCCUUGUUGCGAUUGCGAAUGUUGCAUCAGAUCUUUUCCCGAUUCCCGUUUCGAAAUCGCGAUUGUGUAUAGCGAUUUCCAAAGAGUCCAAAACUUUUUCUAUCGCGAUGUACCCGGCUCGGUCAAGAUCGCAAUUACUGUAUCCCUUGGCGUUAACUACUUUUCGACGUCCCCAGUGUUGUGUCCCGAUUUACUGCCCAGCCUCGAUUGCAAUUAUGGCAUAUCGAUAGUUGCCUCGCGACUUCCUUUGUGAUUUCCCUAUUGCGUUAGCGAUUAUUGUAAAAUGGUUUCCCCUUCUGGCCUUUGGCAAACGUGAUUUGUUGCCGUACAAUUGCUCUAUCGCGAUCAGAAAUGUAUUGCGAUUGUUGUAUCAUUCCCGGUAUAUCGCGAUCGUGCUGUAUUGCGAUGGUGAUUGUUGUAUCGUGAUAAAACAAUCGUGAUUGCUGCCGGUUGCUGCAACACGUCUUCCAUGCCGUGAUCGACAUUUUUAUAUGGCAAUCAAGCAAAAGUAAGAGAGAAAGUGAAGUACCCUUGAACUUUUUUAUGCUUUAACAGAUAUCAGAAACGUGGAAUUCUUGUCAAUGCGGUCGAGUCUUAACAGAGACACGAACAAUCGCUGGGAAAAGAUUUUCAGGUGAGGUCGGGAAAAAUGCAACUAUUUGACUACUAUAUAUUAGUUUGUGAGUACUUUGAAUGUAGGGGAAAACACAACACAGAAUCAAACUCAGUCAGGGGGACGUACUUCUUGCUGCGCGAUCCCUUUUUGUCGUUUCUACAACUACAUGUAGUGUAUGCGCGCCUCGAAGGGGAGGUGAAUAGUGGUGGACUAUACCGGGACGUGAAGUAUCAAGUUAUUCUACGAGUUAUUCUAUCUAGCGCUGCGCACCGAGCCAUUUAGUAUUUACCAAAUCAUUUGAAUGAAAAAGAAAACUUUAUUUUUGUAAUUCAAAGGCAUCACUAAGGAGGAGCUUUUAAAUUUACAGUGUUUUGGGAUUUGUCGAGCGCAUUUUGUUGAUUUUGUAGCAAAUUUGGUAGGAGAAUAAUUUUCUACCCACCAGGAAACACAGUAAAAUGUCGCCUUCCGAAGCUGUCGUGAAACGUCCCGUAAACAGUGAAUUCGAAUAGCCAAACUGGAUUUAAGAGCGCCAAUCAAAACGCGCGAAAAUUGCUGUCCUCUAAUUUGGUAGGAACUAAACCAUUUUGAUCGAAAGGCUGGCACCACCAAUAGUUUAUUCAUGAAACUGUGUUUACUUUGCUUUUCCUCGAAUCUUCCGUAAGCGACCACGAUUGGUGGUCGCCUUAAGUCGCUAAGGAGAGAUUGCCUCUUUAGUGUCGUUUUGACUCAGAUGGCUCAGGAUAUUUUAGUUUUAUGAGAAAUGUGUCUCAAGCAAACGGUGAUUUCAUUUGCCAGAGAUGAUAAUUGAUCAUCGUCUGGUACGCUGUCGUUAAAAUGUGGGGCGUGGUGGCUUGAACUCUUCCGAUUUCUCCGAUUAGUGUCACAGACCAUCUAAUACGAUCCAACUGCCAAAGAUUUCGUUGCUUCAGUAGUGAUAGCAAAAUACAGGGUGGUCAAGAAAUUCUGAAGUCCCGAUCGUCGGGGGAUGUUACCAAAACAUGCAACAGGGUCACAAGAUUUCAGUUUUACAGGAAUUCUAGGCCCUCCGCUUCCCUCUCCUGGGGCAUGAGACGAAAAAAUACCUGGGAACCAGGUUGCCAUUCUGCGUUGCUCAAGCAAUGUUUUUAAAUGGCUCCACUUUGCUUUUCUUUUCAGAUUACAGAGCCGAGUUGUACACGCGUUUAGUGAUUGAGGAAAGCAAGAAACAAGCGCAGAAAAAACGCACAAAGGGCAGCAGAGCUGCACCCCAAGGACAGCAGAGAGAGGUCGGUAGCUCAUGAUCAUUUUUUAGUCCUCGAAUGUACAUGGAGAGUGGGGGUACCAAAAGUUUUUUAAGGUUUUAGCCUCAACCUCUUUUCUUCGGCAGAUGUUCAUUUAUUUCUCAGACACCUUUAAACAGACUUUGAUUAGAGUCAGUUGUUAUAGUUACCAGAUUUGACGUCAUAAUAAGGUGAAGCCAUUUUUACCCAAAAUGCAAGUUUUAAGCACUUUGCCAAUAAUUAUGCUAGUUUUUGUAAAUUAUGCUCUUUUUAGCAAAAACUGCAGAAAUUAUGCUUUUACUAUUUAGUUUAAGUUUGUUCAACACACCUCAAUAAUUACUAUGCGACAAACAAGUAAAUGGCAAAUACAUUUACCGUAUUUACAUCUUGAAAAUUUAAGAGUGCAUUAAAUACAUUGUCUUACAAGUACAAAAACUCAAACAACUAACAACUAGCACGCGGGUGCAAUCUUGGGAAUUAUGCCAAAAAUUAUGCUAGCAAUCUAUCAAAGCCUACAUAUUGGGGUAUGAAUUUGUUUGUACAUCCGAGAUUAAAGGAAGAAUCGCAAAGCCUCGGUUCCAGGUGGGACUAUCGUAAAGUUUAUUUAGGCACUUUGUAUUCCAGACGAAGAGAAAACAAGUGUUGUGAGCGACGCUGAUACCCAAACAGGUUUCUUAUGCUUAUAGGCAUGGAUGAUUAAAUUGGUUUUAUUUUUGUUUUAUCGAUUUUAUUUUAUUUCUGUUGGGAGGGUACCUCUAAACAGUGGCUACCAAAUUAUGUUCCGACAGUGUCCUCCACUGUAUAGACUUAUUUCUACUCGGCUAUCCCUCUUCAUUUCUCCGACUUUGAGACUGGCUUACCAGAGUUUGGUCUACUUGUAGGAAUUGUUUCAGUUUAACAAUGACUUGACUGUUGCCUAGUAUUUUGAACACGGUUUGGAAGAAUUAAGUUUUCCUACCUCUUAACCGGCUGAAAAGCUUUACAACGAUUUCGAGUCGAUAUAUUGCAAAUUUCCAGAAACUUUAUCCAAAAAAUUGAUUUUAAAGAAUGAGAAAACACCAAAGAGACUGUAAAAACCAUAGGAUUAAAGGUCUUCCCCUUCCUUUUAAGGAUUAACAAAAAUGGUCGAAAUAACUUGUAAAAUGCGGCGACAGAAGCAAUGACGCUCGUCAUAUAGCUGGAAAUUUUUCCCAACAGCGAGCACUCUCCUUGGUUACUUCGAGGUCACAUGACACUGAUUCCCGCCAAAAUCUCUGAGUGGGCAACAUUGCAAAAUCUAUGACGUCAGGGGGAAAACAGUGCAUUGUUACCCGCGAAUGUUGACCGACGACUGCCGUUACAGCGAGGUUUAAUGAAUUUCCAGCUUUAAAAUUUCCAGCUAUAUAACAAAUUUCUUAAUGACUGGUCGUGUGAGAAACAGUUAAUUUUGUUUACAAGAUUAAGUGUUUUCCUCGCAACCAGUCAUUAAAUGUUUAUUAUUUCAUGUUUAUUUCCACACUAGAAAGGUAAAAUUUACCAACAGCUCUACCGGCCUUGUGAUAUUCAUUAGGUUGUUAUCUUUACGAAUACAACUUUAGAGAACGAGAUUACCCAACUUGCUUCGUGGAAGAAAAAGAAGAAAACGAACAAGACCAUCGUUACUCGUACGAGAACAGACGGCCACAGCGGUACAAAACCAACGGGAAUAUAAGCAAACCCACGAGACUGCGGUGGCUGAGAAUGUUUCCCCCGUGAAAAAUCAAAACAAGCAAGCAAUUCAUUCACAUCAGCUCUGGCUGAGAUCAACAAGAGACUUCAAAACCAGAGUAAGCUGUGGGCUUGCCUUGCCAGCGGAUUACCGCUCACGAGUGCAAACA
This is a messenger RNA of Porites lobata, 6036 nucleotides long. Lineage: Eukaryota; Metazoa; Cnidaria; Anthozoa; Scleractinia; Poritidae. The record is from the annotation of a GenBank genome assembly.